Molecule: messenger RNA, 2082 nt
Organism: Balaenoptera ricei (Rice's whale)
Lineage: Eukaryota; Metazoa; Chordata; Mammalia; Artiodactyla; Balaenopteridae
Gene: PLEKHA8
Product: pleckstrin homology domain containing A8
Exons: 15
Coding region: 601-2028 (475 amino acids)
Biological process (GO): intermembrane lipid transfer; ceramide transport
Cellular component (GO): cytosol; cytoplasm; membrane
Molecular function (GO): ceramide 1-phosphate binding; ceramide 1-phosphate transfer activity
Source: RefSeq, a predicted model, not a curated record
GGACCCGGGCCGCGCCGCGCCGCGUCGCACCCGCGCUCUGCCUGGUCCGGGGGGGCGCCUGGGAGCAGAAAGGGCGGCUGAGAAGACGAAUCUCCCCGUGGAACGUGGCUCGCUCUUUGCGCGAUUUUUAUUUGUUGGUCACAGCGGGGUUGCGGCUUUCUGGAAAGGGAGAACUCGGGCUUUAAGGAGUCAGGCCCCGCUUUCUCCGGCGCCUCUCCCGGACUCCGCCGUCUGGGUUGCUACGUGCGGGCCUCUGUGCCUAAGCAAGCUUUCCCCGCGGAGAAACGUGUACGGUACUUUGUUGACUCACAAGUCCAAGCCAACUCCCUGCCUGGGUUUAAAGGAGGUUUUGCAGUUCUCCUGGCCCGAGGACUCCCUCAGUCCCUCUCCAUCCUUACAGUGGACGCCUCAGGUCCACAGACCUCACCUGGCCCGGUCAAGAUCUGGAACUGACCAUCUCCCACAGCUUCAGAAAAGUCCAGAUGGAGUGAAGCAAAGCUGCACGGUUGGCAGCCUCGGUGGUUCCUUCUCUGUGGGGGAAUAUUAUCUUAUUAUGAUUCUCCUGAAGAUGCUUGGAAAGGUUGCAAAGGGAGCAUCCAGAUGGCGGUGUGUGAAAUUCAAGUUCAUUCUGUAGAUAACACACGCAUGGACCUGAUAAUCCCUGGGGAACAAUAUUUCUACCUGAAGGCCAGAAGUGUGGCUGAGAGACAACGGUGGCUGGUAGCCUUGGGGUCAGCCAAGGCUUGCCUGACAGACAGUAGGACCCAGAAAGAAAAAGAGUUUGCUGAAAACACUGAAAACUUGAAAACUAAAAUGUCGGAACUAAGACUCUACUGUGAUCUUCUUGUUCAGCAAGUAGAUAAAACAAAAGAAGUGACCGCAACUGGUGUGUCCAAUUCUGAGGAGGGAAUUGAUGUGGGAACUCUGCUGAAAUCAACCUGCAAUACUUUUCUGAAGACUUUGGAAGAAUGCAUGCAGAUCGCAAACGCAGCCUUCACUUCUGAGCUGCUCUAUCGCACUCCCCCAGGAUCACCUCAGCUGGCCAUGCUCAAGUCCAACAAGAUGAAACAUCCUAUUGUACCAAUUCAUAAUUCAUUGGAAAGGCAAACAGAGUUAAACAGUUGUGAGAAUGGAUCUUUAAAUAUGGAAAUAAAUGAUGAUGAAGAAAUCCUAAUGAAAAAGAAGAGCUCCUUAUGUUUGAAACCUGCAGAGACAGAUCGCAGCAUAUCAAGUGAAGAAAAUACAGAUGAUAAUAUAACAGUCCAAAGUGAAAUGAUAAAGGAAGAUGGAGAGGAAAACCUGGGAAAUCAUGACAGCCACUUGGCACAGUCUGAAUCACAAUCCUCAAGCAGCUCUCCAGAAACCCACUGGGAAGAAGGCCAGGAAGUCAUCCCAACUUUCUUUAGUACCAUGAACACCAGCUUUAGUGACAUUGAACUUCUGGAAGACAGUGGCAUUCCCACAGAAGCAUUCUUAGCAUCAUGUUAUGCUGUGGUUCCAGUAUUAGACAAACUUGGCCCUACAGUGUUUGCUCCUGUUAAAAUGGAUCUAGUUGGAAAUAUUAAGAAAGUAAAUCAGAAGUAUAUAACCAACAAAGAAGAGUUUACCACACUCCAGAAGAUAGUGCUGCACGAAGUGGAGGCCGAUGUAGCCCAGGUUAGGAACUCAGCUACAGAAGCCCUCCUGUGGCUGAAGAGAGGUCUCAAAUUUUUGAAGGGAUUUUUGACAGAAGUGAAAAAUGGAGAAAAGGACAUCCAGACAGCCCUGAAUAAUGCAUAUGGUAAAACAUUACGGCAACACCAUGGCUGGGUAGUUCGAGGGGUUUUUGCGUUAGCUCUGAGGGCAGCUCCAUCCUAUGAAGAUUUUGUGGCUGCAUUAACCAUUAAGGAAGGCGACCACCAGAAAGCAGCUUUCAGUGUUGGGAUGCAGAGGGACCUCAGCCUUUACCUCCCCGCCAUGGAAAAGCAGCUGGCGAUACUGGACACUUUAUAUGAGGUCCACGGACUGGAGUCUGACGAGGUGGUAUGAUGUCUGCAGGGCAGCGCCGCCUCCUAACUUCAGGGAAUAAAGUUCGCUAAAGUG